Didymella exigua CBS 183.55 is the source of this 1797-nucleotide messenger RNA. Its product is annotated as glycoside hydrolase family 88 protein. Gene Ontology annotation, molecular function: chondroitin hydrolase activity. Bases 1 to 1797 code for a protein of 598 amino acids. Gene Ontology annotation, biological process: polysaccharide catabolic process. Lineage: Eukaryota; Fungi; Ascomycota; Dothideomycetes; Pleosporales; Didymellaceae. The transcript is spliced from 2 exons. The record is from RefSeq and is a predicted model, not a curated record.
AUGGACUCUACAAUAUUUCCUGGGCCUCCGACCGUCGUCCAGCAUGUCGUUCAAUCCCAUACAUCGCAUGACAAAAAGCACGUCUUAUUAAAAAGAGAGACCAUAGAGCUGACACAACUAUCAAGCAAUCUCACACUGGCAAGCAAUCUAAGCGACAAGCCUCUACCUGUAUCGAGAAAUUUCGAGAAGAAUCUUAACAGACAAACAACAGAGGCGGACGGUGAAAUCGAAGUCGAGCCCAGUCAUCCACGUUCCGAUGCACCAGAAGACCUCAAAGAUGCUCGGAACGACGCAUCGCAAGAGCGUACGUCUGUAUCUUCCACUAGUGACGAGGAGGAGGAGGAUGCCGAUACAACAUCACCUCUCACCAGUACACCGCCGUCCGAAUGCGGUGUUACUGAACCGUCGACUGAGAUAUUCGCAUUGAGUGCGUCAGCACCCACAAUCGUGCCGGAGCUGUAUGCGGAAAACAUUAUUGCAAAAGCUUUUCGUACCGCACAGACUGCCUUAGGAACACUCCCAUUUGCCUUUCCCGAGAUUGUCUCACAAGAUACGGGCGCCGACGGGACUUAUACUUUGCGCGAAGCCGACUUCUGGACAUGUGGCUUCUUUCCUGGCACCUUGUACCUUCUUCUCGAGCGAUUGAUACGGUUCCCGCAAAGCUUACGGCUCAAAGAUCGAGAUAUCCGGCUACAAGACCUGCGUAGCCAGCUGGCCACGCUGUGUCGCGCAUGGAGUGAGCCCAUUCGUGGUAUGGAUACUAGGAAAGAUACUCAUGACAUCGGUUUUAUCAUCAUGCCGGCGCUGCGGUUGGAUUGGGAGCUGUUCAAUAACACACAGAGCCUCGAUUCGAUCGUUCGAGCAGCACACAGCUUGGCGACCAGAUACGUGCCCUCCGCGCAGGCGAUCAGGAGUUGGGAUCUGCUGAAGAAGAAAGACAUCGAAAUCUUAGAUCAGACCGAGAAUAUGAUUGUCAUCAUAGACAGCAUGUGCAAUUUGGACUUGCUGUACUAUGCAUCUCAUCAUGCGCAGGAACCAGGCCUUGCUGAGGUGGCGACCGCGCACGCUCUUACGCUUUUGGGCUCACACUUGCGCCUGGAGCCUGUAUUGUCGUCAUCAAAUGAUGCAUACAACGGUCAGUGGUACUCAACGUGCCAUGUUUCCAUCAUUGACCCCCGGACUGGAGAAUUAAAGCGUCGAUUGUCAGCUCAAGGAUACGCACACGAGUCGACUUGGGCUCGGGGACAAGGGUGGGGCAUCCUCGGAUAUGCUGAGACAUACACAUGGACAAAAGAUCGCCGGUUUUUGGAGGCGUCCUGUGGGCUUGCGGAGUACUUCCUGCAUCGGAUGGAGGUAGCACCAGCUUGUGUCGGUAGGAGAGGCCGAUAUGUGCCCUUGUGGGACUUCGAUGCGCCCAUCGAGAAUGAGGAGAAUCCCCUGCGAGAUUCCUCUGCUGGUGUCAUAGCGGCGAACGGUAUGCUUAUACUGUCGCAAGCAUUGGCAAUGAUUGGUCAACCAAGACUUUCCUUGCGGUAUCGCGAUGCAUCACUGAGGAUUGUACGGGACACAUUGGACUUCGCCCUCGCGCCGGAGAAGGCUCGGCUGGCUCCAGCACCGUAUGGGCACAUCAGAGCCGAAGACGAGCUUUCCGGUGUACGGUUUGACGGAAUGCUAAAAUUCGGUACAGCGAAUUAUAACGCACAAGCAAGGAAGCGUUACGCGAACCACGGCCUGGUGUAUGGCGACUACUAUUUGGUCGAAUUCGGUAACCGAUUGCUCCGAAUGGGAUUGUAUUAG